Messenger RNA from Phymastichus coffea, 4806 nucleotides. RefSeq lists its product as uncharacterized. NCBI's taxonomy places the organism in Eukaryota, Metazoa, Arthropoda, Insecta, Hymenoptera, Eulophidae. The transcript has a single exon. The record is from RefSeq and is a predicted model, not a curated record. The coding region runs from base 1 to 4806 and encodes 1601 amino acids. Gene Ontology annotation, molecular function: nucleic acid binding.
AUGGCGCCUAGCCCGUUAACCCGACUGAUAGUACUCCAACAACAACGCCAUGAUGAAAUUAAACGCAUCGGCGAUCACAUACGUCAUCGUGCGGCUAACACGCUUAGCAAAACGAUCGUACAAACGCGCAUUAAUAUGAUCAACGACCUGUGGGCUGAUGUGCGUAAGACACACACCGAUAUUGCACUGCGAGCAGAGGCGUUUGAAAACGCUUAUAUUACUGAAAAUAAGUACGCUGCCUUGCAAGAUAUCUAUGAGAAUACCCUUGACGUAUUGUUAACCGCACUACCGCAGUCUCCGAGUUAUGAGGAACGCAAUCCUCGACGACGCGAACGUGAAGGCGACGAUCAUGACGAUUGUUCAGCAAAACUUCCUAGGUUAGAUCUACCUACCUUCUCGGGCAAGCAUGAAGAUUGGGAUAGCUUCGCGGACAUUUUUACCACCCUCGUACACAACGCGCCGCGCAUUGCUGAUACUACUAAGCUGCAAUACCUGAAGUCUUGCUUGAAAGGCUCUGCAGCCGAGUUAGUGAAGGACGUCACUAUCUUAGGUAUAAAUUAUGAUACGACAUGGAAAGCUUUGAAAAAUCGAUUUCAUAAUCCGCGCUUGACAAUUAAUAACUUGCUUGACGCCUUUAUUAACUUGCCGCAUCUUAAGAAAGAGUCAGCCUCUGAUUUGCGUAGUUUUAUCGACAACGCACAACGGAUUGUGCGUGCGCUUAAAAAUCUAAGAGCUCCGGUAGUCCAUUGGGAUUUAUGGCUGGUCCAUUUGUUGGAAGUCCGUCUUGAUACCGAGUUCCGAAAACACUGGGAAGCUGAGUGGAGUGCGAAAGAUCAAUCAUCCUUAGCCAACAUAGAAGACGAUGACGAUGAUUAUCUCGUUCGCAUGCCAAAGUUCGUCGACUUGGCUGCGUUUCUAGAGAGACGCGCACAGUCUUUGAUAGUCAUCCAAGCUGAUAAGGAGGACAAACGUCCGAACCCUCCUAUCAGUACUCUCUCAAGCUCGCGUAAAGUUCAUCACGCACAAUCGUCGCAGCCAGCCAGGACUUUGAAAUGUGGAUUUUGCGAAGGAAAUCAUUUUACUUCAAAAUGUUCCGCCUUCCUUGCAAAAACUCCAGAAGAACGCAAAAAGGCAGUGCGCGAAGCUAAGCUGUGCUUCAACUGCCUCGGCCGUCAUAAGCGUUCCGCGUGCCCAUCAAAGUAUAGGUGUAGAGACUGCACAACCGAAGAACGUCAUCAUACUUUACUUCACUCCGCUUUUUCCACUGAAAGGUCAAGCGCUUUAGCAGCUACACAAAAAUUUAGAGCGAAUGUUGGGCGCACGGCGGGCGGCCCCGGACUCAGUAUUAACGCUUGCAACUCGGCUGCAAGUCAGCAAUCCAUCUUACUCGCCACGGCCCAAGUUACGGUUAUAGGCCCGUUUGGAAGACAGACUUGUGCUCGGGUCUUGCUUGAUCAAGGGUCAGAAGCCACGUUUGUCUCUGAGUCACUCGUCCAACUCCUCCAGCUCAAACGAGAUCGUGUGACAACUAGCCUAAUGGAAAUAGGAGGCUGUACUGCUGGCGCCGUCAAACACGCGACUAGCUUCACCAUGAAAUCGAACCAGGAUCCUCCAUUUAAAAUUGAUGUGAAUGCGUUUGUUCUGCCUCGAUUGACGUCCGAAUUACCGUCGCGAAAUCUUGUGGAGCUUGAAUUAGAACCAUUUAAGAUGCUACCUCUCGCUGAUCCGGAAUUUUAUCUCUCGGAUAGAGUCGACAUUUUGAUAGGAGCGGAUCUUUACGGACAAUUGUUACGAGCAGGUUUGACCAAAUUUCCUUCAAGCUCGCUAGUUGCGCAAAAUACUGCUCUCGGCUGGGUGAUAUCGGGUCCAAUGCAAAGAGUGCCGUCACGGCGGGCGGCAGCAAGCAAACGUGAGACCGUUGAAUCUUUGCGUUGUGUAGUUAGCAAUGGCUUACGUGAUGUGAUCGAACGUUUUUGGACAGUCGAAGAGGUUCCUGUCGCGCCUAAGAGUCUGAAGCCUCAGGAUGAAGUAUGCGAGAAACUUUUUGCCGAAACUCAUAAGCGUACUACUGACGGACGAUUUCAGGUUCGCCUACCCCUUAAUUCAGAGCCUCCACGAGUAGCCGAUGAGACGCGAAGAGUGGCCCUCGGUUCUUUGCAACAUCUAUUGCGUCGCUUUUCGCGCGAUCCUACAUUACAGCAGGCAUACACCGACUUUAUGGAAACGUACAUAAAGCUCGGUCAUAUGAUACCUGUACCAAGAUCGGAAAUUAAGAACUCGCGAGCGUGGUACCAUCCACAUUAUCCUGUUAUCACCGGUACUGCAGAAAAACCCAAGAUACGUGUUGUUUUCGAUGCCUCUCGUCGUACUCAUGAUAAGCACUGCUUGAACGAGCUUCUCAUGUCAGGGCCAGCUCUUCAGAGUGAUCUCUCGUUGAUCUUGUUGAAUUGGCGUCGGUAUAAAUAUGUUUUUACAGCUGAUAUUGUGAAAAUGUUCCGGCAAAUUCUUGUUGCUCGCGAAGAUCAGGAUUUGCAACGUAUCCUGUGGUCGCGUGCACCGGGAAGGCCUGCUAUGGAUUACCGCUUAACAACGGUCACGUACGGCACGGCCUGCGCGCCUUUUCUCGCGAUUCGUACACUGCUGCAAUUAGCAUCCGACGAAAAGACACGUUUUCCCCUCGGAGCGGCUUGUCUUGAGUCAAAUACGUACGUCGACGAUACGUUCGCGGGUGCAGAUGAUUUGCCGACGGCUGUGCGUAUACGUGACGAGUUUAUCGGCAUCUUGAAGUCCGCUGGCAUCGAGUUAGAUAAGUGGGCUGCAAAUCACCCGAAUCUAUUACCUUCAUUUAUCCUGUCGGGUGAAGUCGGCGCGAUUAAACAAAUCGACACUAACAGCGCAGUAAAAACGCUCGGUGUGCAUUGGAACCCGUCGAGCGAUGCCUUUAACUUUAGCGCGUCGAUCGUGAGCCGUUCAGAGAAAAAACUCACAAAAAGAUCGAUCUAUUCGGACAUCGCGCGGUUAUAUGACCCUCUUGGCUGGCUUGCUCCCGUGACGGUACUUGCAAAAAUUAUUAUGCAGGACUUAUGGAUUGAGAAGUGCGACUGGGAUGAGCCCUUGUCUGCCGAGAUCUGCGACCGCUGGCAGAGCUACUGCCAGUCACUCUCAACACUGCACACUCUCUCGAUUAAUGGUUGGCUUGGGUUGUUUGAUCAGAAACCAUUUGAGAUUCAUGGGUUUUCUGACGCAUCUUCACGUGCAUACGCCGCUGUCGUCUAUUUACGCAUCGAUAACGGUAACGGCAAUUAUCAUGUAUCGUUGCUAACAGCAAAAACGAAGGUUGCACUAGUUAAGACCGUCAGCAUUCCGAACCUUGAGUUGUGCGGUGCAACUCUUCUCGUUAAAUUAGUGGUACACUUGCAAAAACUGAAGUUUCUGCAAAACGUGCCAAUACGCCUAUGGUCCGACAGUCAAGUAGUACUUACUUGGCUCAAGAAGCACCCGUGUCAUUGGAAGACAUUUGUUGCCAACCGUGUUUCUUUAAUUCAAACCGAGUUACCUUCAGCGUUGUGGUCGCACGUACCCACAAAACAAAAUCCGGCUGAUCUUGCCACGCGAGGUGCGACGCCUGACGAAUUGCGAGCGAAUGACUUGUGGUGGACUGGUCCUAUGUGGCUAUUAUCUCCUUCUGAUAAAUGGCCCCAGCCUCAACAAUCGUUGCGUUCACUACAUACUCGGCCAAGCUCUGACGAACCAGUGUUGUUGGCGAGAUACUCGAGUCUUACGCGACUCGUACGUAUAACUGCAUGGUGUUUGCGACCAAUAUUGCAAAAGGUUCGACAGCGAGCAUCCCAAGUCUCUUAUCCUAAAUAUCUCACGCUUGCAGAUAUUGAUAAUGCGAGAACCGUGAUCGUGAGAGUAGCUCAAGCGCACGCGUUUUCGACGGAAAUCGAGUUACUACGAUCUCAUAAGACUCUACCUAAGCGCCAUUAUUUAUGCAAAUUACAGCCCUUUUUAGAUAAGGAUGGUAUUCUUCGCGUCGGAGGUCGCUUGAGUAAUACCAAUCUACCUCGCCAUUUACAAUAUCCGCCAAUUUUACCUCGUUCCUCAUCCCUUAGCCGACUCUUUGUGUCAUACGCGCACGAGCGAGCGUAUCAUGGUGGACCUACUCUAACGAUAAGUAUUCUGUUGCGAUUUGCGUGGAUUGUGAAUAUGCGAGCGUUGGUAAAAUCAGCGAUACACAAAUGUGUAAGAUGCCAGCGUCAUUCGCCUCGCUUGGCCCAUCAACUCAUGGGCGACCUACCAACGGAACGUGUGACCCCUGCUCGACCAUUUACCAACACUGGUCUGGAUUAUGCUGGUCCCUUCCAACUACGCGCAUCAAAGGGCCGUGGCCGAAUGAUCUACAAGGGCUACAUUGCGCUCUUUGUAUGUUUUGCUACAAAGGCAUUGCAUCUUGAAGUUGUGAGUGAUCUCACGACUACUUCAUUUCUCGCUGCCUAUCGACGCUUCGUAAGCAGAAGAGGACUCUGCAAGAAACUUUUCAGCGAUAAUGCUACAACCUUCCGUGGAGCUGACACCGAGCUUCGAAGCAUGUUCACAGCCGCCUCAAGCUUUUACAAGGAAGCCGCAAACUUACUACUCAACGAUGGAACAGAGUGGACAUUCAUCCCGCCUACAACUCCAUACUAUGGAGGACUAUGGGAGGCUGGAGUUAAGUCUACUAAGAAUCUGCUGAAAAAGUUGAGCUAUCAACAGUCCUGGCUGAGAUUGAAGCUUGCCUCAAUUCGCGCCCCUUGUGCCAACUGA